AUGGUCGACGUCAACCAGAGCUGGGACGUGGAGGAGAUUACCGGGUAUAUAAAACACCUAUCUGAUCUCAACCUAUGCCCUAGAUACGGCAUUGGUAUCGCCACUGGUAAACACAUCAACAACCGAGUCAUGUUCAAGCAGCUGCUCCAAGUAGAUGCUCUCGACGCAGUGCAGUUAGACGCGUGCCGUCGUCUAACUUCUGUCAAUGAGAUCUUGAUCGUGCUCUUGAUGAGCGCUAAGUUUGGAGUGCCAGUUGUUCCUCAUUUUGAAUGCAUUGGCCUGGCCGAGAUCUGCUCGCAUAUUAGCACGAUCGACUUUGUCGCGGUGUCUGGCAAAGAGCAUCCUCGGAUACACGGAUCAUCGCCACGAGGCCUUUCAGGAUCCAGAUCGAUCCCUUCAGAAGGGCAUCAUGUUACUCUAAUGACUUUGGGGUAUUCCUGUGAUGUUGAAGAGAGUGUCUUUGUCAAGUUUGAGUGUCCUAGUUGGAAUUUGGCAUUCGAAGGUGGGCCAAACGAUGUUGGAUGA
This is a messenger RNA of Penicillium lagena, 525 nucleotides long. RefSeq names its product L-galactonate dehydratase. Gene Ontology annotation, biological process: carbohydrate catabolic process. The record is from RefSeq and is a predicted model, not a curated record. Bases 1 to 525 code for a protein of 174 amino acids. The transcript has 2 exons. Lineage: Eukaryota; Fungi; Ascomycota; Eurotiomycetes; Eurotiales; Aspergillaceae. Gene Ontology annotation, molecular function: magnesium ion binding; hydro-lyase activity.